Messenger RNA from Pantherophis guttatus, 1935 nucleotides. RefSeq lists its product as uncharacterized. The record is from RefSeq and is a predicted model, not a curated record. Lineage: Eukaryota; Metazoa; Chordata; Lepidosauria; Squamata; Colubridae.
GAGAACUUUAGACUAUAAUAAAUAGCCGAAAGUCCCACAGCUUCCAAAGACUGAGAAAAAUGUCAUCACCACAGGGUAUCUAUAAGAGAUGCGAGGAACCCGAGGAACAGGGGAAGCAGCCAAGCAAGAUAUUUGAAACAGCAGGUAAUUUCCUGCCACAAAGCUGCCGAGGUGGUUCAGGAGUAUCCCUGCCAAUCAUUUCUCUUGUGACCAUUGUAUCAUUUUUGCUGUGGAUCAUCAUUGUUGCUGUAAUGGCAUCAAAAUAUUCUAAGAUUUCCAAGGAACUAGAAGAACUGCGUUUGAAUCAAUCUUUGCUGACUGAAAAUGGUCUCAAAUCAGACAAGCAGUUGCAGCAGUUCCAGUCCACCCAUACUGCUCAAGAAUCAGUACUAAAUAACAGCCUUAAAAAGCUGGAGAAUGAUCACAAUGACCUGAAAAAGAAUGUGAAUGAAAAGAUAAACGCGAUAACGAUUCAAAGUGGUGGAAAUGCGAAGACAGUCAUUGAUUUAAUCAAUGCAGUCUAUCAGAUUAAUGCUUCAGGCUGCCAGAUAUGUCCAAAAGGUUGGCUGUUGAACAGAGAAAAGUGCUACUAUUUCAAUAUGGGGAGUCAAGCCUGGUCUCAAGCUGAGAAGAAAUGCGAGGAUAAUGGAAGCAAACUGGUUAUCAUUGAUGAUUGGGUUGAGCAGGAUUUUCUUACGUCACAUAUAAAUGAAAAGACGUUCUGGAUUGGUCUAAGUGAUAUUAACAAUGAAAACAACUUUGUUUGGGUAGACAAUAAUUCUCCAUCAUUUACCCGCUGGCGGACAGGAGAACCCAAUAAUAGUGGACAUGGGCAAGACUGUGUAGUGAUGAAUUCUGAUGGCCAAUGGGAAGAUCGUCAAUGUGGAAAAAGUGUGGAUGGCUGGAUUUGUGAAAAGCCCUGGAAGUGCUAAUUGUAGCCAAUAAGAGCAAGACUCAACAUUCAGCAUUCCUAACACCUGUGUAUUAUUUUGAGUUUUGUUAUUUUUAUUGUCUUUUAUUGAUUUGCUAUAUUUUGUUUUACUGAGAACUAUAAAUAUAUGGUACAGCAUAACUAUUUUAGUAAAUAAAAUAGUACAUAAUAUAUUAGAAAAAGAAAUAUCCCCCAGUCUAUCUAUUAUGUAGAACAUCAAAUUUCAGAAACGAACGAUAGUCCACAAAAUGCAUUAAUUUUAAAUUGUAUCAUAAUGAGAAAAGGACCAUUAUUCUCAAGCUGCUUUGGGUUUUCCUUAGUACCUUAAAUGAGAAUGAGAGUUAAUCAGUUUACCUUCAGGCCUGCCUAUUGUUUUAUCAUUUGAAUGGCAUGAGAUCAAUGAAGCAGGUUUGACAAUAGAUGGCAAUGAUAGUAUGCUGUAACAAAUACAAAAUUUCAGUGUUUUUGGUUUUAAUCUUUACUCCAGGUGAGGCAACUCCACACCCCCUGCCUUGCUUCAUCCUCCACCACCACCCACUGUCUUGCUACGUUCCUCUUCAUUCUUUGCCACUUGCUCGCCGCCGUAAUGGAGGUCGCUCACCGCCUGCAAUGCCCAUCUCUUAUCAUCCUGCUCCGUUAUGGCGGCGAGCAAAUAGAAGAAGUGGCGAAGAACGAAGACAAACGAAGCAAGGGGUGGAGGACGAAGCAGUGCAGGACACCAUGGAGAGCAUGGCUGGUGCCACUGCCAUGAGGUGGGGACUUGGUACAGAAUAAUUCAUGAUACUGAAAAUGCUUGAGAAGUUGAAGGCAUUAGGACUGCAGUUUCGGAUUCAAAUUGGUACAGAACUUUUUUUAUCUAUAAUAUGCAAAUCUACACAAUAAUAAAAUUUAAGAAAAAAAUGAAACACUGAUUUGGGCUGUAUUUUUGCAUUCUCUAUUCCUCAAUUCACUGCAAAUUCUUCUCCUUGACCAAGUCCCUUUGGAGUACAGUGCAUAAUGUCCUA